This is a messenger RNA of Oreochromis aureus, 2325 nucleotides long. Its product is annotated as zinc finger protein 729-like. Gene Ontology annotation, biological process: negative regulation of transcription by RNA polymerase II; regulation of immune system process; regulation of cytokine production. The record is from RefSeq and is a predicted model, not a curated record. NCBI's taxonomy places the organism in Eukaryota, Metazoa, Chordata, Actinopteri, Cichliformes, Cichlidae. The annotation marks the transcript as partial. The transcript has a single exon.
ACCUACAGCUGUGAUGAGUGUGGGAAGGAUUUUACCCAGGCUGGACACUUAAAAAGACACCAACUCAUCCACAGUGGAGUUAAACCUUACAACUGUGACUUGUGUGGAAAGUCUUUUACUGAGGCUGGAAGCUUAAAAAAACACCAACUCAUCCACAGUGGAGUUAAACCUUACAGCUGUGAAUUGUGUGGAAAGUCUUUUACCCAGGCUGGAAGCUUAAAAAAACACCAACUCAUCCACAGUGGAGUUAAACCUUAUAGCUGUGACUUGUGUGGAAAGUCUUUUACCCAGGCUCAAAGCCUAAAAACACACCAGCUCAUCCACAGUGGAGUUAAACCUUAUAGCUGUGACUUGUGUGGAAAGUCUUUUACUGUGGCUCAAAGCCUAAAAACACACCAGCUCAUCCACAGUGGAGUUAAACCUUACAGCUGUAAAUUGUGUGGAAAGUCUUUUACCCAGGCUGGAGGCUUAAAAACACACCAACUCAUCCACAGUGGAGUUAAACCUUACAGCUGUGACAUGUGUGGAAAGUCUUUUACCGAGGCUGGAAGCUUAAAAAAACACCAACUCAUCCACAGUGGAUUUAAACCUUACAGCUGUGAGUUUUGUGGAAAGUCUUUUACCCAGGCUGGAGACUUAAAAAAACACCAACUCAUCCACAGUGGAGUUAAACCUUACAGCUGUGACUUGUGUGGAAAGUCUUUUACUGUGGCUCAAAACCUAAAAACACACCAACUCAUCCACAGUGGAGUUAAACCUUACAGCUGUAAAUUGUGUGGAAAGUCUUUUACCCAGGCUGGACACUUAAAAACACACCAACUCAUCCACAGUGGAGUUAAACCUUACAGCUGUGAGUUGUGUGGAAAGUCUUUUACCGAGGCUGGAAGCUUAAAAAAACACCAACUCAUCCACAGUGGAGUUAAAGCUUACAGCUGUGAGUUGUGUGGAAAGUCUUUUACCCAGGCUGGAGGCUUAAAAACACACCAACUCAUCCACAGUGGAGUUAAAGCUUACAGCUGUGACUUGUGUGGAAAGUCUUUUACCGAGGCUGGACACUUAAAAACACACCAACUCAUCCACAGUGGAGUUAAAGCUUACAGCUGUGACUUGUGUGGAAAGUCUUUUACCCAGGCUGGAAGCUUAAAAACACACCAACUCAUCCACAGUGGAGUUAAACCAUAUGGCUGUAAAUUGUGUGGAAAGUCUUUUACCCAGGCUGGAAGCUUAAAAACACACCAACUCAUCCACAGUGGAGUUAAACCUUACAGCUGUGACUUGUGUGGAAAGUCUUUUAACCUGGCUGGAACCUUAAAAAAACACCAACUCAUCCACAGUGGAUUUAAACCGUACGGCUGUGACUUGUGUGGAAAGUCUUUUACCCAGGCUGGAAGCUUAAAAACACACCAACUCAUCCACAGUGGAGUUAAACCAUAUGGCUGUGAUGAGUGUGGAAAGUCUUUUACCCAGGCUGGAGACUUAAAAAGACACCAACUGAUCCACAGUGGAUUUAAAGUGUACAGCUGUCACUUGUGUGGAAAGUCUUUUACCCAUCGUAAAGGCUUAAAAUUACACCAAAUCAUCCACAGUGGAGUUAAACCUUACAGCUGUGAGUUGUGUGGUAAGGCUUUUGCUCAAAAUAGCAGCUUACAGAGGCAUCUAGUUACCCACUCUGGAAUUAAGGCGUACAGCUGCGACUUUUGUGGAAAAAGGUUCAGCGACAAACACUACCGAAAUAUUCACCUGCGGAGUCACACUGGAAUUGAUGUUUCCUGCUGUGAUCAGUGUGGGAAACUGUUUGCAACAGAUGCACAGUUACAACAACACAUGUUUAGCCACACUGAGGAGAGACCUUACAAAAGUGACCUGUGUGAGAAGACUUUUAAAGCUCCACAUCAGCUGAAGAAACACCAACAGAUCCACACAAGAAAGUAACUCUAGAAGUGCAGUUACUGUGAGGAUGUAUAUAUGUUUUAUCUUGUAAUUGUAACCUGAGUGUUUGGAACAAGUCCAGUAAGCUCAGUGUUAUAGUGUAAAUAGUAAAACGUAAUUGCACGUUGGCAGAGAUGCUUUUUAUUUCAGGCGACGUUCAGGAUAAAAACGUUGAAGGAAUUCCCUGAUUUACACUGUCUUUUUUUAGAAAUGGAGCAAAGCACAUGGAUCCAUUUCCACUGUAACAUCCAGUUUCACCAGUAGAUGACAGCACAUUUUAAUCCUCUGAGGUUUGAUGCCCCAGUAGUAAUGUCUCCAACUCAUAAUGUGAACAAAAUAACAACAUAUAAUGGUUUUUAUAUAACCAUUUUUAAUAAAUGUAAUUAAUGUGUUUAA